Antechinus flavipes (yellow-footed antechinus) is the source of this 5502-nucleotide messenger RNA. Its product is annotated as zinc finger protein 260-like. Bases 12 to 2114 code for a protein of 700 amino acids. The record is from RefSeq and is a predicted model, not a curated record. The transcript has a single exon. Gene Ontology annotation, molecular function: RNA polymerase II cis-regulatory region sequence-specific DNA binding; DNA-binding transcription factor activity. Lineage: Eukaryota; Metazoa; Chordata; Mammalia; Dasyuromorphia; Dasyuridae. Gene Ontology annotation, biological process: regulation of transcription by RNA polymerase II.
UCAGACUUGGAAUGAAGAAAAUUCCUGCAGAGCUAAGUUCUGUGUUCGAAACUCACAAGCAAAGACUCAUGGGUGAUGGUCCCUGUGACUUUACUUGCAGAGGAAUCUCUGCAUCACAUGAGAGAAUCCAGAUUAGAGAGAGAUGUUAUGAAGGUAACCAAUGUGGAAAAGGUUUUAUAAAAAAGCUAAGUCUCAUUGUACAUAAGAGAAUCCACAGUGGAAGGAAGCGUUAUAAAUGUAACCAAUGUGGGAAAGCUUUUGCAAAAAGAGGAAAUCUUACUACACACCAGAGAAUCCACACAGGAGAAAAACCUUAUGAAUGUAACCAAUGUGGAAAGGCUUUUACAAAAAAGGGAGCUCUCAUUAUACAUCAGAGAAUCCACACUGGAGAGAAACAUUAUGAAUGUAAUGAAUGUGGAAAGGCUUUUACAAAAAAGGACACUCUUAGUAAACAUCAGAGACUCCACACUGGAGAGAAACCUUAUGAAUGUAACCACUGUGGAAAAUCUUUUACAAAAAAGGAAUCUUUUCUUAUACAUGAGAGAAUCCACACUGGAGAAAAACCUUAUAAAUGUAAUCAAUGUGGAAAGGCUUUUACAGAAAAUGGAAUUCUUACUGUACACCUGAGAAUCCACAUUGGAGAGAAACCUUAUGAAUGUAGCCACUGUGGAAAGGCUUUUACAAAAAAGGACGCCCUUACUAAACAUCAGAGUAUCUACACUGGAGAGAAACAUUAUGAAUGUAAUGAAUGUGGAAAGGCUUUUAAACGUAAAGAAACUCUUACUACACAUCAGAGACUCCACACUGGAGAGAAACCUUAUGGAUGUAACCACUGUGGAAAGUCUUUUACAAAAAAGGAUGCUCUUAUUAUACAUGAGAGAAACCACACUGGAGAAAAACCUUAUAAAUGUAACCAAUGUGGAAAGGCAUUUAGUCAUAAAGGAACUCUUACUGUACAUCAGAGACUCCACACUGGAGAGAAACCUUAUGGAUGUAACUACUGUGGAAAGUCUUUUACAAAAAAGGAAUCUUUUCUUAUACAUGAGAGAAUCCACACUGGAGAAAAACCUUAUAAAUGUAACCAAUGUGGAAAGGCUUUUACAGAAAAAGGAACUCUUACUACACAUCAGAGAAUCCACACUGGAGAGAAACCUUAUGAAUGUAACCACUGUGGAAAGGCUUUUACAAAAAAGGGAGCUCUUACUAAACAUCAGAGUAUCCACACUGGAGAGAAACAUUAUGAAUGUAAUGAAUGUGGAAAAGCUUUUAAACGUAAAGAAACUCUUACUACACAUCAGAGACUCCACACUGGAGAGAAACCUUAUGAAUGUAACCACUGUGGAAAGUCUUUCACUAAAAAGGAAUCUCUUAUUAUACAUGAGAGAAACCACACUGGAGAAAAACCUUAUAAAUGUAACCAAUGUGGAAAGGCAUUUAGUCAUAAAGGAAUUCUUACUGUACAUCAGAGAAACCACACUGGAGAGAAACCUUAUAAAUGUAACCAAUGUGGAAAGGCAUUUAGUCAUAAAGGAAAUCUUACUAUACAUCAGAGAAACCACACUGGAGAGAAACCUUAUGAAUGUAAUCAAUGUGGAAAGGCUUUUAGAGGCAAGGGAGCUCUUACAAGACAUCAGAGAAUCCACACUGGAGAGAAACCUUAUGAAUGUAAGCAAUGUGGAAAAUCUUUCACUAAAAAGGAAUCUCUUAUUAUACAUGAGAGAAACCACACUGGAGAAAAACCUUAUAAAUGUAAUCAGUGUGGAAGGGCUUUUAGAGAAAAGGGAACUCUUACUUUACAUCAGAGAAUCCACACUGGAGAGAAACCUUAUGAAUGUAAGCAAUGUGGAAAGGCUUUUAGAGGCAAGGGAGAUCUUACUAAACAUGAGAGAAUCCACACUGGAGAGAAACCUUAUGAAUGUAAGCAAUGUGGAAAGGCUUUUACAGGCAAGGGAGAUCUUACUAAACAUGAGAGAAUCCACACUGGAGAGAAACCUUAUGAAUGUAAUCAAUGUGGAAAGGCUUUUACAAAAAGGAUAUCUCUUACAAAACAUCAAAGAAUACACACUGGAGAGAAACUUUGUGAAUACAACCAAUAUGGAAAGGGUUUUAUAUAAAAAUUUUACUGUUAAUUGCCAGAUUUGUAAAGGCAUUAAAAUAAGGAGGAAAAUGAAUUAGGGAGACAACCCUGGGAGAAGAUGUGGUAGUCCUGAUGCCUUUCAUACUUGGCCAUCUCUAGCUAUAACCCUAUGGAGAGAGUGAGGAAGGGAAAAUAAAAGAGGAGUAGAGGGGCCCAAUAACUUCUUAGGCAUUUGAAAGGCAGCAUGGGAGAAUGGAAAGAUCACUAUAUUUGAGUCAGGACAUGGAUUGAAAUUCUGGUUCUGCAACUCUGGGCUUGGGAAAGUAAUUUAAUUAGACUGCAACCCAGUGCAUUUAGACUAAGGUUAGUAUCUGUCCCCACCCUAAAUCCUUUAAGAAGCCAAACAAGAUUUUUAAAAUGAACCCUAUGGCUCAAUGCCAAUUAUUAUUACUGGUUCUCAGCUUCAGAUUAGGGGUAACGACUCAGAUGACUUCAUUAAGCCUUCUGGGAAUGAUUGGCAGUUUGGAAGAGGCAAUAAGAUAUCAGCAAUUCUAAACCUAGAUCUUUGUUGAUUUAGGAAACUUGCACAUCCUUCCUAAAUAAACAACUCUGCAACUAAUGACAUUGGUUUCUUGCUAUAUUUGUUCAGGCAGAAGAUGUUUUAUUAAGAUGGUUUUAAAAAUGAAAGAUUUCAACUUUGAGUUUCAUCUUAAAUCCUUCAAGUUGACAGUGAUAAUUCCAAAAGCUGGAAAUAGCAUUGGGGGAUGGUGGGUUAUGGAAUUAGAGACAUCGUAAUACAAUGUAUGUAGCUAUGUAUUGGUCCAACUACUCUGAAAAGUUAUUUAGGAUCAGGAUUUAUUAAAAGGUAGCCAAAUGUCAGAUAUUUUGUGAUAAAGAGACCCUACAGCAAGGCAUGAACUCUAAGGAAGUAAGGAAAAGAAGGAUUCCAUCUACAAUAAAAUAUUCAUUGCAGUGGAUUUUUUUUGGUUUUAGUUUGGUUUUUUGGUUGCAAAUAAAAAAUUGAUGAUUUUUAGUUGGAGAAUGUCUAAACAAAUUAUGAUAAUGAACAUACUGGCAUAUUGUGCCAUGAGAAAAAGUGGAUAGGAAGAAUUCAAAGAAGUAUGGGGAUAUGUAAAUGAACAGAGAUAGAUUGAAUUGAGAAAAAACAAGAAAAAUAGCUACAUGGUGAUUCCCUCAAAUACUCAGAUAUCCUGAUCAGUGAGUGAUCUCUUCAGUUUGAAAUUCUUCUAACAAUAUAGAUCCAAGAAUGUCUGUCUGUCCAUCCUGUGCGACUCUUACCUAUGUUUCACAUGAGUUUAUCACAGAGUAUCUAUCCUAUAUGAUGGAGUCCUUCCUUACUUUCUCCUACCAUCUCAAGGGCACUUGUGGAGUGUUCUGGCUAUCCACUCAUCAGCCCUCUUCCUUACCAUGUGACCAUCUCCUCUUCUUUUCUUGUCCCAUAAUUCUUUAAUGUCAAGAAUGAACAAUGCCAAUUAUGGCAACAGAGGAUACCAAGAAAGUUCACAAAGUGCAUUGGUCAGCACACAUCUGAUUUCCUUAACAAAUGGAGAGACGCAGCUGCCAGAGAUGGUACCAACUGGACUAUGAAUAAACUUGUGAAAUCUUUUAACUUUGUAAUCUGAAUGUACUAACAGUGGAAAAACACAACUUUGGGACCCUACAAUCUGUCAGUUGUUGAUAGAUUGAUACAUUAGGCAGACCAUCUCCAGUUGUCUUGGCCAAUAUCUUGCCACUGGGCUCAGAUGGUCCUGAAGGAUGGAGUAAGGCUGAUGACUUUGCCCAGUUUUAUCUCACUUAUAUCCAAGUCACUUGCAAAUCAAGACAUCACUUGCUGAUGACAUCAAUCCUCUUUGAGAACAAAAGAAUAAAAACAAUCUUCAGGCAAAAUAAAGCUCAUGAGUUCAAAAGUUCAGCAUUCCUCUCAGUUAAAAGCAAAAGUUCAGUUUUCCCAUCGGUCUCUUUUAAUUGCAAAAAAAAACUCUGGCUAAAGUUGAAAAGUGCAUUAUUUUUACAAAAUACUCAAAUUCCAAAGAAAUUGUUCUCUCAGCACCACUUGUAAAUCAUUUCAUGUCCAGGAAAUUUAUUAUUUUCUAUAAAUUUCACUAUUUUGAUUUUUGUUCUAGAGCAUCUGUUCUCUGUACUAGCCAAAAUAGUAUCAUUCCUGGAAAUGCUGUCUCUAGGUAUUUUUGUACAAUUAGAGGAAAUUUGCUAUCAGUUAUUUCUGCAAGAUCCAGGUGGAAAGUAUCAAUGUUUUCAAGAUGAAAAGAGAGGUUUCACAUUAAAGACUUUCAACUAAAUUGUCCCUGUCCCCAUGAUACUGUUAGUCCUUUACCUAUUUAGAUUAUUUUCCCCACCUACCAACUCCUGUUGUUUGUUCUGUCUUUAAAAUGGGGAACAGGGGAACCUUUUAUCCUUCAAUCUUUAGCUCCAUUGAGAAUCCAUUGGUCCUCUAUACUAUUAAAGUUGUGCUUACUUAAUAAACUGCUAAUGCUCAGAGCUUUGUCUCUUAGUUGACUUGACUUGACUUGUGACAAUUUGGCCUGGUAGUCUUUGGACCACUCGUACAAUCUCUCCUGAAGGAAGGUUUAAGUUUAUAGAAUAUGUGCAUGGAAGCCAUUGACAUCAAAUUAAACCCGAUUGUCUUUUGCCUGAUUUGUUGUUCAGUCACUUCAAUGGAAGCAAAGAUACUGGAAGUGGCUUGAAAUUUCCAGCUCAUUUUAUAGAAGAGGAAACUCAGGCAAACAGGGUUCAAUGAGGUGGCCAUCUACAGUAGUCCAAUACAUGUUAAGUAUGUUAAAAUAUAUAUUAAAUCCAAUGUACGUAUACAUAUUUAUAUAGUUAUCUUGCUGCACAAGAAAAUGAGAUCUAGGAGGAAAAAAAAACCUGAGAAGGAAAAGAAAAAAACGUGAAAAUGCUAUAUUAUGUUCCACACUCUGUUCUCACUGUUUUCUUUCUGGGUGCAUAUGGCUCUCUUCAUUACUGAACAAGUGGAACUGGUUUGGAUCAUCCAUUGUUGAUGAGAGCUCUGUCCAUCAGAAUUGAUCAUCUCCACACCUCCACACAUCUCCACACAUCUGACUCUCCCUCAUGCCUGGAAUCCUCUCAUUCCUUUUCUCUGCUUCUUCAAAUCUUUUCUUCCUUCAAGGCUCAGCUGAAAUAUCUUCUUUCCUCAGAAGUCCUUCCUUAUUUUCCCACUUGCUGAAGGUCUCCAUUUCCCCAUCACCUCACAUCUUUCUGAGAUUAUCUCCAAUUUACUGUGUAUGUAUCUAACUUGGACAUAACUGUUUGCAUGUUGCCUCUCCCAUUGCAAGAUGAGCUUCUUGUGAGUAAGGACUGAUUGGGCCUCUGUACUUAAGAAAGUAACUGGUGAGUAGUAGGCCCCUAAUAAAUGUUCAUUGAUUGUU